CUUCCUUUUUGUGUCUCUUUCUUGGACAGGCACUUAGCACAUAGGACCAGCACCCCAUGUCCUGAGAGACAACCAUUCUUGGCUCAGCCAUGAAUAACUGUGUGCUCUUAGAGGAACUGCUGAUCAAAAAAUCCCAGCAAAAGAGGAGGACUUCACCUUCCAACUUUAAAGUGCGCUUCUUUGUCUUAACCAAAUCCAAGCUGGCUUACUACGAACAUCGCCAUGGGAAGAAAAAGACUUUGAAGGGUUCUGUGGAGCUUUCCAGGAUUAAAUGUGUGGAAAUUGUGAAAAGUGACAUCAUCAUUCCCUGUCAGUAUAAAUACCCUUUCCAGAUUGUCCACGAUAACUACAUACUCUACGUGUUUGCACCCAAUCGUGAGAGCCGGCAGAGAUGGGUCUUUACACUGAAAGAAGAAAUCAUAAACAACAACAGUCUGGUUUCAAAGUGUCAUCCAGAUUUUUGGAUAGACGGCAAGUGGAUAUGCUGUGCUCAGACUGAGAAGAUGGCAGUUGGCUGUGUGGAGUAUGAUCCUACCAAAAAUGCCUCAAAGAAGCCUCUUCCUCCCACUCCUGAAGAUAACUGGAAAUCGGUGCUAGACCCAAAGGAAGCCUUAGUCAUGGCCAUAUAUGACUAUGAAGCCCAGAAUCCACAGGAGUUGACAUUACAAUGUAAUGAGGAAUAUUAUGUGAUUGACAGCUCUGAGGAACAUUGGUGGCUGAUUCAAGAUAAGAAUGGGCAUGAAGGCUACGUGCCAAGUAGCUACCUGGUGGAAAAAUCACCUGAGAAUCUGCAAAUAUAUGAAUGGUACAAUAAGAACAUCAGCAGAAGCAAAGCAGAAACACUCCUCAAGGAUGAGGGUAGGGAAGGUGCUUUCAUGGUGAGAGAUUCAAGGCAGCCUGGCAUGUACACAGUCUCUGUUUUCACCAAAGCGUUAAGCACGGAUAACAAUCCCGUUAUAAAGCAUUAUCACAUCAAUGAGACAACUGACUUUCCCAAGCGAUAUUAUUUGGCAGAAAAGCAUGUGUUUGACUGCAUACCUGAACUCAUCAACUAUCACCAGCACAAUGCAGGAGGUCUUGUCACUCGCUUGCGGUAUGCAGUCUCUUCUUGGAGGAAAAAGGCCCCAAUCACUGCAGGGCUGAGCUAUGGAAAAUUCAUCAUUAACCCCUCUGAGCUCACCCGUGUACAGGAAAUUGGCAGUGGUCAGUUUGGCGUGGUCUACCUUGGCUACUUGAUGGAGAGGACAAAAGUAGCCAUCAAGACCAUUCGUGAAGGAGCGAUGUCUGAAGAGGAUUUCAUUGAAGAAGCUAAAGUCUUGAUGAAACUGUCUCACCCGAAGCUAGUCCAGCUUUAUGGUGUGUGCUUUGACAACACCCCCAUAUGCCUGGUGUUCGAGUUUAUGGAGAACGGCUGCUUGUCCGACUACCUCAGGAGCCAGCGGGGCAUUUUCUCAAAGGAAACCCUCCUGGGGAUGUGCCAAGAUGUGUGUGAAGGAAUGGCUUAUCUGGAACAAAACUCUGUCAUCCACAGAGACCUCGCCGCUAGGAACUGCCUGGUGGGAGAAUCCCACGUGGUCAAAGUAUCUGAUUUUGGGAUGUCGAGGAUUGUCCUUGAUGAUCAGUAUACCAGCUCCACGGGGACCAAGUUCCCAGUCAAGUGGUCUGCUCCAGAGGUUUUCUCCUACAGCAACUAUAGCACCAAAUCUGACGUUUGGUCGUUUGGAGUGCUGAUGUGGGAGGUCUUCAGUGAAGGUAAAAUCCCCUAUGAGAAUCGCACCAAUGGAGAAGUGGUGGAAGAAAUCAAUGCAGGAUUUCGGCUCUACAAACCCAGGCUGGCCUCCAAAGCAAUCUAUGAGGUCAUGAGCCACUGCUGGAGGAUGAGGAAAGACGACCGGCCAUCCUUUUCUAUUCUGCUGUAUCAGCUGAGUGAAAUCUCCGAGUUUGAUCUGUAAUCAUGGCACUGGCUGCUAACUGAAGCUAAAAGAGUCCUGAGAGGGCAGAUGGCUGCAUUUUCCCCACACAAAGCAUUAACAGGAAUCCUCUCACCAUAGAUACUUGCCUGGGGAGAAGGAGAGGGCAGAGGCUGGUACUUCCAGACAGACAAGAUAUCCCCAGGUCUUCCAGAACCCAGACAGUCACAGGCUUUGGUUUGGCCAAGAAUGUGGUUUGCAUCUUACAAACAGAAGCAGCAAUUGGGUAAAGUCUUGAACUACACAACCCAGCAAGUGUUUUUGUCUUGAAGAUAAAGCCUCAAAACUAAGAGAUAUGACAUUGCUAUUCCAGUUCUGUGAACUCCCAAAUGAAGGUCUUCUGGGGAGAAAAAUCUUGUCUUUAACUGAGGAGGAACAUUUAGACAUUUCCAUGGCUCUCUAAUUCAGAGUGGGCUGGACCUGAAAGCUCGGAACAGGAAUGAGCCUGGGACACAGGGGAACAGGCUAGAUUUAAUGUCUGCAUUUCUGAUGCUGAUAUUUCAAGGUAGUUUUGCUCUUCUUUUCAUUAUUUUCUCUGAAACUGUGGCAUACCAGGAACAGGAUUCUGGUACCUGUUAAACUGAAGAGGUUUCUGUGUGUGCAUGUGAGUGUGUAAAGGAACGAGGAGAAGAUCAACAUGUUGAAAAGUCUUGAAAUUCUCUCAAAUCACAGUGUAUAGAGAAUGGAAAAUUGGACUUUCUUCAUUCUUUCUACAUCAGGAGACAAAUACAUGAUGUCCGUGUAAUUGUUUGAACAGAGUGUGGAGGACUGAGCAGAGCAGAGUGCUGUGUGUUUCCCAUCCAUAACAAGAUAGCACCCCAGGAUCUGGUUAUCUGUGAAAGGUCUAGGAACCUACUCCUGAACUGGUGUGUUGGGAAGGAAGGAGCCAGAGGGCUUGGAAGGGUAGCCAUGAGAAGACAUGCAGAGUAUGUGCUCGGUGCACCAGUGAUAAUAAGAAGAGUUUUCUCAUACAUCAAAGAGUAACUGAAUCAUCACAAGGAAAGACUUUUCCAUCUCUUCUGUGAACAGAGACUGAUCAAAGAAAAGGUCAUGCGAAUUGACUGUCUGGGCACUUACUCCAUGAGGAGUUCCUCAUGAGUGUACCUUGUGAGGAGGUACAAAUAAUAUCCAUCCCCUGGUAUUUCAGUUAAACUCUAUUUUUUCACCACAAGACAGGGGCAGUGAUUUGACAUAACUGACCUGAAAACCAAAAGUGUCAGUGCUGGUGUCCAGAAUUUGUAAAUAAGACCAGGACUCUCUGCUAAGCAUUAACAAUAACUAGAGAAGUCAAGAGGUCUCACAGAUGUUCAUCUAUGCAGUAUGUAAUUUUGAUGCUUCUCUGUGCAGGUAAGAUCAUGAGUAAACCUUAUGUGACAGCAGUUUACAGAAACUCUGAGGUGCAAACUCCUAGCAGCAAUCUCUCCUGUCAUUACAGAAGUCAGGUUCAAAUGUUUGCCAAUAAAAAUGGAACAAGGAAAUAAUGUAAUCCCAUGACCUCACAUAUCCUGUGUUAAAAUAUUUCUUCAUAGGAGGCUUCAUUCCAGGUGUUUUUCAGACCUGUGGUUUUAGGGUAGCUUUAAGAAGCCAGAAUAUCUUUUGAGGUAUAUGGAUAUGAACAAGGCAUUAGUCCCUGCCAUAUACAUCUUCCCACUUCGAUUCGGUUCCACGUUAUUGUCUUUGAUUUACUGCUACAAAUACCAUGAAGAACAACUCUCCAGGCAGGAAGAAUGCUAACAUUCAGACCAGAGGUUAUCCAUCUUAAAUUCAGGAUCAAAGUUCUACCU
Neopsephotus bourkii (Bourke's parrot) is the source of this 3754-nucleotide messenger RNA. RefSeq names its product IL2 inducible T cell kinase (gene ITK). The transcript is spliced from 17 exons. Gene Ontology annotation, molecular function: protein binding; ATP binding; non-membrane spanning protein tyrosine kinase activity. The record is from RefSeq and is a predicted model, not a curated record. Bases 90 to 1952 code for a protein of 620 amino acids. NCBI's taxonomy places the organism in Eukaryota, Metazoa, Chordata, Aves, Psittaciformes, Psittacidae. Gene Ontology annotation, biological process: NK T cell differentiation; T cell receptor signaling pathway; peptidyl-tyrosine autophosphorylation.